AUGCUCUCACGUGACUCCUAUUCUAUGCCAACAUCUCGUUCUUCUGAAUUCAACGACGGCCCUUCUCUUGUUUCCUGGUUGGUGCUUGUCAUGCUGGCACGAGCCACUUUCUUCCUCCUUGUCCUCCUGCACAUGCUGGUGCAGGUUCAAGGCCAGUACGAGUUGUGCAAGUCACUCCUCACCAUGGAUGAGGGCUCAGUGUGGGAGCAGCAUGCAUGCCAACCCAAGGCCCGGUCAAUGAAGGAGUUCAUGCGCAUACGUGUAGAACCACCAGACAUCACGUGUGGCAAGCCACCUGAGAGAUUCUGCACGCUGGAGAACCCAUACCUGUGCAGUGAUGAAUGUGAUGCGUCCAACCCAGACCUGGCACAUCCUCCCCAGUUAAUGCAGGACCGUGAGCGUGGCGGCCUUGUCACGUACUGGCAGACUCAGACGUGGCGCCGCUACCCUGAACCGUUGCUAGCCAACAUCACACUGUCAUGGAACAAGAGCCUGGAGCUGACUGAUGAUAUUGAGAUAACGUUUGAGUAUGGUCGGCCUACGGCCAUGGCGCUGGAGAAGUCACUGGAUUACGGGCACACAUGGCAGCCAUACCAGUUCUAUGCUGAUGACUGCCUGGAGAUAUUCAGAAUGGUGCCACAGCAGGCACGUGACCUCACAGCAUCCAAUGCAACACGCGUCAUCUGCACCGAACUAUAUUCACGCUGGGUGGGUGCCAAAGGUGAUAAGGUAGUGCGUUUUGAAACACGGACCCGCUUCACCAUCUUUGCUGGGCACAGGCUGCAUGACAUGGACAGUCUACGAGCUCGUUUUGAGAGCAACAAGGGCUUGCGUGACUUCUUUACCUUCACUGACCUGCGUCUGCGUCUGCUCAAGCCAGCACUUGGAGGAACAUACGUGCAGAGGGACAACCUGCUGAAGUACUUCUACGCUAUCUCCAACAUAGAGGUGCCUGCUAGGUGUAAAUGUAACCUGCAUGCAUCGCAGUGUGUGCUGGCGGACGGGAAUCUGCAGUGUGUGUGUGAGCACAACACCACAGGCCAGGACUGCCAGCGCUGCAAAAAAGGCUUCAAAGCCAAAAGCUGGAAAGCAGGAUCAUACCUGCCAACUCCUAUCGGCACACCUAACACAUGUGCUCAGGCUGGUACUUCUUCUGGGUCCAACUGUGAGUGUCAUGGCCACUCCAACCGCUGCAGUUACAUCGACUACCUGAACAUUGUCACGUGUGUGAGCUGUAAGCACAACACACGUGGCCAAAACUGCCAGCACUGCCGCAUGGGCUUCUACAGGAAUUCCUCAGUUGAACUGGAUGACGAGAGUGUGUGUGUGGAAUGCGGCUGUAACCAGAUGGGUUCACUACAUGACCGCUGUAAUGACACUGGAUUCUGCCAGUGUAAAGAAGGCACAAUGGGCACCAAGUGUGAUGAAUGUUUGCCUGGUUACCACUGGAAGCAGGGCUGCCAACCAAACGUGUGUGAUGAGUUGCUGCUGAUGUGCCAGAAUGGUGGCACAUGCCACCAGAACCAGCGCUGCAUCUGCCCACAUGAAUUUAAAGGUGUCUUAUGCCAACACUCACGCUGCGAAGACGGGAAGAAGUGCAACCAUGGGGACCACAAUGGCGCCUCUGUGCCUGCUCUGAGCCUGGCACUGAUGGUGCUGUGCCCGCUCCUCACCCUCCUGCUGGGUUCUGCAGUCCUGCGUCCUGAAACAGUGCCCGUCUUUCUCCCACCGUCACACACAUCAGCACACACCUGUGAUGGCGCACUGGCCAUUACUCUGCUGUGCACCCUCAAGGAACCUAGGACUUCCUGGACAUAGAAAUAGGGAAGAUAAAUGACUCAAGAUGAGAGAUUUGUAUUUUUUUUCUUUUUCACAAAAGAAAAACCAUA
This is a messenger RNA of Neoarius graeffei (lesser salmon catfish), 1889 nucleotides long. It is a transcript of the gene ntng2b, whose product is annotated as netrin g2b. NCBI's taxonomy places the organism in Eukaryota, Metazoa, Chordata, Actinopteri, Siluriformes, Ariidae. The coding region runs from base 1 to 1818 and encodes 605 amino acids. The transcript has 7 exons. The record is from RefSeq and is a predicted model, not a curated record.